Molecule: messenger RNA, 1389 nt
Organism: Budorcas taxicolor (takin)
Lineage: Eukaryota; Metazoa; Chordata; Mammalia; Artiodactyla; Bovidae
Gene: NUDT12
Product: nudix hydrolase 12
Exons: 6
Coding region: 1-1389 (462 amino acids)
Biological process (GO): NADP+ catabolic process; NAD+ catabolic process
Cellular component (GO): cytosol
Molecular function (GO): metal ion binding; protein binding; NADH pyrophosphatase activity
Source: RefSeq, a predicted model, not a curated record
AUGUCUUCUGUAAAAAGAAGUCUGAAUCAAGAAAUAAUAUCCCAGUUUCACUAUUCAGCUGCAGAAGGAGAUAUUGCCAAGUUAACAGCAAUACUCAGUCAUUCUCCAUCUCUUCUCAAUGAAACUUCUGAAAAUGGCUGGACUGCUUUAAUGUAUGCUGCAAGGAAUGGGCACCCAGAUGUUGUCCAAUUUCUACUUGAGAAAGGGUGUGACAGAUCCAUUGUCAACAAAUCAAGGCAGACUGCACUGGAUAUAGCUAAAUUUUGGGGUUAUAAGCAUAUAGCUAACUUAUUAGCUAAUGCUAAAGGGGGGAAGAAGCCUUGGUUCCUAACCAAUGAAGUGGAAGAAUGUGAAAAUUAUUUUAGCAAGACACUACUGGACCGGAAAAGUGAAAAAAGAAAUAAUUCUGACUGGCUGUUAGCAAAAGAAAGCCAUCCAGCCACAGUUUAUAUCCUUUUCUCAGAUCUAAAUCCCUUGGUUACUCUAGGUGGCAAUAAAGAAAGUUUUCAACAGCCAGAAGUCAGGCUUUGUCAGCUGAACUACACAGAUAUAAAGGAUUAUUUGGCUCAGCCUGAGAAGAUCACCUUGAUUUUCCUUGGAGUAGAACUUGAAAUGAAAAAAGAGUUUUUUAAUUAUGCUGGGGAAGUCUCAAAAGAAGAAGAAGAUGGGUUGGUUGCCUGGUUUGCUUUAGGUAUAGAUACUGUUGCUGCUGAAGAAUUUAAGCAAAGGCAUGAAAAUUGUUAUUUUCUUCAUCCACCAAUGCCAGCUCUUCUGCAAUUGAAAGAAAAAGAAGCUGGGGUGGUAGCUCAAGCAAGAUCUGUUCUUGCCUGGCACAGUCGGUAUAAGUUCUGCCCAACCUGUGGAAAUGCAACUAAAAUUGAAGAAGGUGGCUAUAAAAGAGUAUGCUUAAAAGAAGACUGUCCUAGUCUCCGUGGUGUUCACAAUACAUCAUACCCAAGAGUUGAUCCGGUGGUAAUCAUGCAAGUUAUUCAUCCCGAUGGGACCAAAUGUCUUUUAGGCAGGCAGAAGAGAUUUCCUCCAGGCAUGUUUACUUGCCUCGCUGGAUUUAUUGAACCUGGGGAGACAAUAGAAGAUGCUGUUCGGAGAGAAGUAGAAGAGGAAAGUGGAGUCAAAGUUGGCCAUGUUCAGUAUGUCUCUUGUCAACCGUGGCCAAUGCCCUCCUCCUUAAUGAUUGGUUGCUUAGCUGUGGCAGUGUCUACAGAAAUUAAAGUUGACAAGAAUGAAAUAGAGGAUGCCCGCUGGUUCACUAGAGAACAGGUUGUGGACGUUCUGACCAAAGGCAAACAGCAGGCAUUCUUUGUUCCACCGAGCCGAGCUAUUGCACAUCAGUUAAUCAAACACUGGAUUGGAAUGAACCCCAAUCUCUAA